AUGGAAGAAAUUCAUGAAACUGCAAAAGCUUAUUACAACAAUCUAACAGAAGACCAAAAGGAUGGUGCCAAUAAAAUGUUCCAAUCAAUGGAUUUGAAUGGAGAUGGGAGUGUAAGCCUGAGUGAGUACCUUGAGAUAUUGGGGAAGAAGGGCUAUAAAUCCUGCAACAACCCCAACUUCUUCAUGGAGCUUGACAGAAAUGGUGAUGGAAAUCUUGAUUUCGAAGAGUUCCUGAGCUUAUACUAUCUUAUUAAGAGUGAGAGACUGCUCUUCUGCGAUGGCCAUGGAUGUGGAGCGUUUCUCAAAGGACUCUACUUCACUUGUGCUCGCUGUUUCCAACGCGAAAUGAACUCUUUCGAUCUCUGCUCUUCCUGCUUCAACGGCAAGAAAUUUCGCCAUAAUCAUGCUACCUUUCUGGAUAAUUUUGCCUUGCUGCGUUGCAUGGCUACAGGAUAUAGAGUAAGAGCAUUUUGA
This is a messenger RNA of Ziziphus jujuba (common jujube), 474 nucleotides long. Its product is annotated as caltractin. Gene Ontology annotation, molecular function: calcium ion binding. The record is from RefSeq and is a predicted model, not a curated record. The transcript has a single exon. Bases 1 to 474 code for a protein of 157 amino acids. NCBI's taxonomy places the organism in Eukaryota, Viridiplantae, Streptophyta, Magnoliopsida, Rosales, Rhamnaceae.